Molecule: messenger RNA, 3449 nt
Organism: Ostrinia nubilalis (European corn borer)
Lineage: Eukaryota; Metazoa; Arthropoda; Insecta; Lepidoptera; Crambidae
Product: RNA-binding protein 28-like
Exons: 16
Coding region: 312-3224 (970 amino acids)
Cellular component (GO): nucleolus
Molecular function (GO): mRNA binding
Source: RefSeq, a predicted model, not a curated record
UUAAAAUAUUGAAAGUUCCUAUACUAGAUAUCGAUAUGCAAUUACAACCCUAGCAAAGUAUCGAUAAUCGAUAAGUUAUUACGAACGUCACUAAUACUGUCAGAAAAUAAUGCAUUAUGUUGGUAGCUCCGCCUGUAGUUUGUGCGGUUGGUAAAGAUUUGCGGGUCGUUCUCUAAAAUGCAUAUGUGUGCGUGAGCUCAAAAAAUAUCUAUGGAGUGCCGUCUCUUACUCUUUUAUGCUCUUUGAUUAUUACUUACAAAAUAUAGUACUAGUAGUAAUACAUGUUGAAGAGAUAGUGCGCAGUCCAUGCCAUGCGUUAUUUUGUGGCUAUGAAAUUUCAACAGGAGGCAGAAGCCAGCGAAAACACAAAAUAUAAGGAUGGAGUCAACAGGAACGCUAGGCUUAUUGUUCGAAAUAUAUCCUUCAAAGCAACUGAGGACAGUUUGCGGGAUCACUUCUCCCAAUACGGGACCGUGGAAGAAGUGAAACUGCUUCGGAAGCCCGACGGGAAGCUGGUGGGAUGUGGCUUCGUGCAUUACACACACGUGCCCAUGGCCAACAAGGCUAUAACUGCUACAAAUAAAAAACCAUUUCUAGACCGUCCCAUUUACGUCUCUUGGGCAGUGCCCAGGCAUAAAUAUGGGGAGAAUGCAGAGCAGGACCAACCUCCCAGGAAGAGUGCAACUUUUGGUGAUUACGAAAAAAUUACAGUUAAGGAUGAAGAUCAAACCAAAUCAGACAAGGAUAAAAAUAAACAACGUAUCAACCGCAAUGCACGUCUUAUCAUAAGAAAUGUGAGCUUCAAAGCUACUGAAGAAUCUUUAAAGGAGCAUUUCCAACCCUACGGUGACAUAUUGGAGGUGAAACUUCUCAAGAAACCGGAUGGAAAACUGGUUGGGUGUGCGUUCGUACAUUUCAAGAAUGUGCCAAUGGCCAAGAAAGCUCUGUUGAGCACUAACAUGAAGCCAUUUUUGGGCCGUCCAAUAUCCGUGGACUGGGCGGUGGCCAAGGACAAGUACAUGCAGCACAUCGUGAAUCAGCAGCUUGAGAUGCAAGAGGACGUCAAGAAGGAAGACUCCGACAGCGAUGAGGAUGAGCCUCCGCUUAACAUCUCAAACGACGAUGUGAAGGCUGAGAUUAAAAGUGAAUCAGAUGGUGAUUCUGUAAAAGAAGAGGAUGAUUCUUCAGCAGAAAGUGACGACGAAGACGAUAAAAGCGAUGAUGAAGAUAGUGAUGAUGAAAAGGAUGGUGAGGAGCAGGAGGAAGAAGAUGAUGUUGAUGAUGAUCAAAGCCAAACCAGCACUAAACCGGAAUGGAAGCGGACCCAGCUAAACGACGCAGAGGACGGCUGCACAGUGUUCGUCAGCAACGUGCCGUUUAGCGUGGACAGCGCACAGUUGCGGGAAUUUGUGGAGGGCACGGCGCCCGUGCGCUAUGCGCUCGUCUGCGUCGACAAGCUCACCGAGCACUCCAAGGGCUCGGGCUUCAUCAAGUUCACCAACCAGGAGGACGCGGACAAGUUUCUGGCGCUCCCGGCGUCGUCACUACGACUGGAUGGACAGACGCUGCAGGCGCGGCCGGCGCUGCGCCGCGACAGCUUGCUCAAGCAGCCGCGCCAGCCCAAGGACAACCGCAACCUGUACCUCGUCAAGGAGGGCGGUGAGUGUACUACUAUAGCGACUGGAUGGACAGACGCUGCGACUGGAUGGACAGACGCUGCAGGCGCGGCCGGCGCUGCGCCGCGACAGCCUGCUCAAGCAGCCGCGCCAGCCCAAGGACAACCGCAACCUACGCUGCGACUGGAUGGACAGACGCUGCAGGCGCGGCCGGCGCUGCGCCGCGACAGCCUGCUCAAGCAGCCGCGCCAGCCCAAGGACAACCGCAACCUGUACCUCGUCAAGGAGGGCGAGCAGCCCAAGGACAACCGCAACCUGUACCUCGUCAAGGAGGGCGAGCAGCCCAAGGACAACCGCAACCUGUACCUCGUCAAGGAGGGCGAGCAGCCCAAGGACAACCGCAACCUGUACCUCGUCAAGGAGGGCGGUGAGUGUACUACUAUAGCGACUGGACGGACAGACGCUGCGGCUGGAGGGACAGACGCUGCAAGCGCGGCCGCAACCCGUACCUCGUCAAGGAGGGCGGUGAGUGCAUGCUAUAGCGACUGGACGGACAGACGCUGCGGCUGGACGGACAGACGCUGCGGCUGGAUGGACAGACGCUGCAGGCGCGACAGCCUGCUCAAGCAGCCGCGCCAGCCCAAGGACAACCGCAACCUGUACCUCGUCAAGGAGGGCGUGGUGGCAGCGGGCAGCCGAGCGGCGCUGGGCGUGUCUGGGUCGGACAUGGCCAAGCGGCUGGCGCUCGAGCGCAGCAAGACGCAGAUGCUUAAAAACCUCAACAGGUUCGUGUCCCGCUACCGGCUGGUGGUAUCCAACCUGCCUCCCUCGUGGAAUGACACUCGCUUGCGGCGGGUUUGCGUGGCGGCUGCGGGACGCACCGCCGUCGUCACGGAAGCUCGUGUGAUGCGUGACCUGCGCGCGCCGCUCGGGACGGACGGACAGCACCCGUCAAAAGGCUACGGCUUCGUAAUGUUCACUCGACACGAAGAUGCACUUACUUGCCUGAGAAAGUUGAACAACAACCCAGACAUAAUCGAUCAGAACAACAGGCCCAUAGUCUCCUUCUCCAUAGAAGAUAGAACCGCGCUGAACGCCAGAAAGAAGCGUCUGGAAAAAUCCAUCGCCAACAACCCUACAGCCAACAAACCGGACAACGAUAACCAAUCGAAAAACAGGAAACGUAAAAACAUGGCUCCACCAGACGAGAGUUACGUGAAAAAAGGCAGAUUCGAUAAACCUAAAAACCAUAAUGAUGACUUCGCUAAAAAGAGGUUAAUGGGAAAGAAACAUCAAAACCAAAAUGAAAACAGCGCAGGGAAAUUCGUAAGGAGACCAAGAAACGACGAAUCUAAUGAAUACACUGGAUUAACUGCUAAAGAGGGUUCUCAACACAAAAUGAGGAGCAACCAUAAACUAAGACAACAGGCGGACGUCCAUAGACAACAGGUCAAAAUGGAAAAGAAAAAAAGUAAGAAGGCCAUGCGGCUCAAAAUGGCGGCCAAGGAAAGGGUGAAGCAGCCAAAACAGAAAAUUAAUAAAGCGCCCGGCAAGAAAAAUAAAAGGAAGAAGUUCAAGUCGAAUAAUAUUAGGGAUAUACUUAAGUAAAUUAUACAUUAUGUAUUUAUAUUACUUUUUAAAUAAAUUGAAUUGUAAAUAUUAUGUUUAUUUUUAUUAAUUAUUCUUUGGUAAGAUCUAACACAAGAAAUUCCUGAAUAUAUUGUUUACUUAAUAAAACAAAAUUAAAUAAGUACAAAUGUAUUUACAUGAAUAAUUAUGGCGCCAUUAACCAGCUAUAUUGAAGCUGUCUGAAUAAAUCUGUAUAAUAACCCA